Messenger RNA from Rhagoletis pomonella (apple maggot), 3709 nucleotides. RefSeq names its product putative inorganic phosphate cotransporter (gene Picot). Bases 1072 to 2658 code for a protein of 528 amino acids. The record is from RefSeq and is a predicted model, not a curated record. Lineage: Eukaryota; Metazoa; Arthropoda; Insecta; Diptera; Tephritidae. Gene Ontology annotation, molecular function: transmembrane transporter activity. Gene Ontology annotation, biological process: monoatomic anion transport; transmembrane transport. The transcript has 7 exons.
UUUGUUUUUAUGUAUGUAAAUACUAUAAGUAAGUGUGCGAGCGCUUCAACUUUUAUUGUAUUCAUUAUUCUGUGCCUAAAAAGAGCAGACGCUCAGUAGUCAGUCGCAUUGUCGCAGAUUGGAUUUUUUGUUCAACAAGGUUGACUUGAAAAACUCAGUUGAAGUGCGCGAAUUUAUCAGAACGUUGCCAGACGCGCAGCGUGAAACAACAUAACUUACAUAGCUGCGAAAAAAGAGAAAAAAGAAGAAGAAGAAGAAUCAAAGACGAGUUAAAAGUGUGCGUCAAUGGGAAAAUAAAUAAAAAUAAUAAAUAAAUUUUGGGUCGAAACUGGAGUGCGAGCAGACUGUAGCUCUCGUUUUGGAGUUAUCGAAAAUUGCCAAAAAAACGACUUUCUAUCUUUUGCUGGACCACAAAAAAAAAGAGGAACGUACAUAUGUAUACCUAAAAGCCACAAUAACUCAGGCGAUUUUUUUGUUUGUUUGUGUCUUGUUUUAGCACCGCAACGAAACCAAAAGUAUUUUUGCAUUUUAUUACCAACAUUUUUGCAACAGGCAAACGUGACAGAAAAGAGACAAAAGAAAAUAGUGCUAUAGCAAGCUGACGAUGAUAGUAGUAGUCAAGCAUUUUGCAGCUAAAAAAAAGUGAAAAUAUUUCAAAACAAUAAUUGCAACAAAUUAAAAAAACUAACAACUUAAAAUAAACCGCGCUACCUCAAAACAUUGUAAACCAAGAGAAAUAACUAAAAAAUAGCAAUAAAAGUUAACUAAAAAGAAAAAACACAGACUUAGUUUACAAUAGCGAAAGAAAAUUGUAUAACCAACCGCAGUCAGUAUUAUUUCGAAAUAACUUAAUAAGCAAUAAAAAUUCAUUGCAAAUUUGCUAAGAAAUCCGUAAAGUAUUUACUCGCCUACUCGUAUUUGUUGUUCGCUUUAACCUUGAGUCAAUCUGAAUUCGCUAUACAAAAUAUUUAGAACUUAACGAAUUCCAAGAGAAAAAGUGCAAUUUGUUUUGAAAAAAUUAACAGCAACAAAACUAGAAGCAAACACACUAAUUCACACACAACCAGCAAAAUGUCUACUUCGAAGGAACAAAUUUUCGCCAGUCAGGAUAAUGACUUGGAUAAACCAAAAGGAUGUUUCUCCACACGUUAUUUUGUUACUUUCAUGCUCUUCUUGGGCAUGGCCAAUGCCUAUGUGAUGCGUACAAAUAUGUCUGUGGCUAUUGUGGCUAUGGUCAAUCAUACAGCCAUCUCCAGCGGUAAUGAAGAUGUCGUAGACGAUGAGUGUCCAGAUCAAAAUCUGACUGUGGUGGAAAAUGGACAAGAUGGCAGCUUCGCGUGGAGUUCAAGUUUACAGGGCUAUAUCUUAUCUUCAUUCUUCUACGGAUAUGUGAUAACGCAGAUUCCAUUCGGUAUUUUAGCGAAAAAAUACGGCGCCAUGAACUUCCUCGGCUGGGGUAUGUUGCUCAAUUCGGUUUUCGCCUUCCUCGUGCCAGUUGCCGCCUACGAAGGUGGUGUCUAUGGUCUCUGUGCGAUACGUUUUAUACAGGGACUCGGUGAAGGCCCCAUUGUGCCAUGUACGCAUGCGUUACUCGCCAAAUGGAUACCACCCAAUGAGCGUUCACGUAUGGGUGCCGCUGUCUAUGCAGGCGCACAAUUUGGUACAAUUAUUUCGAUGCCGCUGUCGGGUCUGUUGGCCGAGUAUGGUUUUGCUGGUGGUUGGCCGUCGAUUUUCUAUGUUUUCGGCGCUGUUGGCACAGUUUGGUCUAUAGCUUUCCUUUGGCUAGUCUAUGAGGAUCCCUCAUCACAUCCACGCAUCGAUGAGCGUGAAAAGAAGUACAUCAAUACAAGUCUUUGGGGUACAGGCGAUCAAAAGGUACCUGCCAUACCCUUCAAGUCUAUCGCCAAGUGCCUGCCUUUCUAUGCCAUUCUGCUUGCCCACAUGGGUCACAACUAUGGCUAUGAGACGCUAAUGACAGAGUUGCCCACUUACAUGAAGCAAGUGCUGCGCUUCUCGCUGAAGGCCAACGGUUUGCUGUCAUCGCUGCCCUAUCUGGCUAUGUGGCUCUUCUCGAUGUUCAUUUCGGUGAUUGCCGAUUGGAUGAUCACGUCCAAUCGUUUCACGCACACAUCGACAAGAAAGAUUAUCAACAGUAUUGGUCAAUAUUGUCCUGGUAUUGCGCUUAUUCUCGCCUCAUACACUGGCUGUGACCGUGCCUUAACGCUUGCCAUACUCACGGUGGGCGUGGGUCUUAACGGUGGUAUCUACUCUGGCUUCAAAAUCAAUCACUUGGAUUUAUCGCCACGUUUUGCCGGCUUCCUGAUGGCCAUCACAAAUUGCUUGGCAAACUUGGCUGGUCUGCUGGCGCCCAUUGCCGCUGGCAAUUUAAUUAAUAAUAAACCUACCAUGGGUCAGUGGCAGAUCGUCUUCUUCAUUGCUGCCUUCGUGUAUAUUUUCUGCGCGACUUUCUAUAACAUCUUCGGUUCCGGUGAACGUCAAUGGUGGGACAAUCCAGCCAAUGACGUUAAGGAACCAGUAGCAUCUGUUAUGCCAGCAACAACGACGCUGACAACGAAUGGUGCGCAUCCACGCUUUCUAACUGGCGUGGACAAUGGUUUAGCUGCGGCGACGGGGAAUAUACGCGAAACAGGACAAUAAGUGAUGAGCGUUCGAGCGUUUAAGAAUAAGAAGCAACUCGAAAUUCGGUUAUACGCUCGCGAUUUAAAGCUGUGCAAGUUAUGUAGUAGAAAACAGGCAGACAGUUAGUUGUUUAAGAAUAUUGACUUUAUUUUUUAAUUUUUUGAAUUUUUAACGCUAAGUUAUAGUGAAUUUAAGUGCGAUAAAUAGGUAUAUGUGUAUUAGUAACACUAAAAAUGUACCAAGAUUAAAAAAAAAAAACAUUAUGCAGCAGCAUAUAGUCAGCGUGAUAAAAUCCACUCAGCCAGAAAUAUAGCUAAAACCGAGUGAAAGUUAAAGUCGGCAUAAUUUCAUGUUGGCACGUAGCGUAUAAUAAACAUAAUGAACGAAAAAAGACAGUUGCCGCUAAAAGUAUGCAACACAUCGAAAGUAUAUAAUACGGAAUUGGUGCCAGCUUAGUGGUGCUUUUUUAACAAUCCAAUUGCAAUUUUGUAUGUGGCCGUGGGCCAUAAAAAUUUAUUUAUUGAGAGUUAAUUUUUUUUAAGAGCAAAUAAACAUUUAUUUUAUACACACACUGUUGAAGCCUUUGGAGUAAAUUAUUCACCAUUUUUUGUGCCUUAUUUUACCUAAUUUAAAAAGUUUUCCACAGGAAGAUCGAUGAGUAUGCCUUCAGCACUAUUUAGGAAUUGUAAGCGAACCUGUAUUAAAAGCAAUUUGCUGAGAAAUCUUUUUUCUUACCGAGAAUUUUUUGUAGUAUACAUAUUGAACUUUAUUUAUAAAAACUUUAAGUUUAUUAAUUUUUUGAAUAAGAAACAUGCUAAAAAUUCAGUGAAAUAAGUUUGGAUACCAAACAAUGAAACAGAUUAUAAAACAAUCAGUAUGAGUGACAAUCUAUAUUUUAAGAUAAAAUGUAAAAAAAAAAUGUCCAUAUUUAAAAUUUGUACUACACAAGACACUCUUUCCAAAAUUGUUUAUGUAAGCGAAAGCGCAAAGUAAAACAAUAAAAAAAAAUAAGAGAUUUAUGUAAAAAUGCAAUAAAUUAAAUAGAAAGACUCCAAAAAAGAUUCCAGAC